AUUUUCUUCACUAGAUAUAGUGUAUCAAAAAGGUGUCGACGCUUAUACUAAAGAGCGGUGGUCUGAAUGUAUUGUGCAGUUUGAAGAAAGUUUACAUUUGUACACAGUGUACAAAGGUGUACUCAUUAAUUGUAGGAUGAAAUAUGAAUGAUUUACCUAAAGCUGCUUCGGCCACUUACACAUAUUUAAUGGCACAUCCUGAUGAUGUAGACAUGAAAAAAAAUGUUGAUUAUUAUGUUCAGCAGCCUGAAGUGGAUGCAACAGAAGUAAUUGACUUGGAACGUGAUGAUUAUGAAGUUCUUUACAAACUUGGCAAACAGGCUUAUAAUCAAAAGAAAUGGGGUGAAACUGUAAACAAUAUGGAAGAGGCUCUAACCCAUUUUCUUUCCUGGGAAAAUUCCUGUCGUGCUGAAUGCGACCGUCAACCUGAGCAGGAGUGGUCACCUGAAUUUGCUAUAACAGUUUCAAAUAAUAUUGCCUCCGUUUUAACAUGCAGACAGAAAUGUCAAGAUGACUUGAAACCACCCUAUAAGUCUGGGGUGGAAAUAUUGGCUGACAUACUGAAUUAUAUACAAAUUUCCUAUUACCAUUUAGAUAGAAUUGACGAUGCUGCAAAAGCUGUUGCCACAUAUUUAGCACUAUAUCCUAAUGAUGAAGAUAUGCUUGAGAACAAAAUCAUCUAUAAAACUCUCACUGAUGAGAAAAAAUUUAUGGAAAUACCAGACAUAAUAUACUAUUUUAAGAGAGAUAAGUAUGAAAAGCAACUGUUGGAUUUUUUUCAUAAAGAAGAUAAUAGUGACACUAAUGCCAAUUCAAUAUAGGCAAAUAUUUAUUUUUAAGAUAAUGUAAUUUUUUCUAUUUUAGUAUUUAAGCCACCAAUGUUUUUACCAAAUAUAAUGUAAUUUUCUACUUUGUACUAUGUGCCAUAUUUUUUUGUUAUAAAAAUACAUUUUGUAUAAUAAUAAUUCUGCUUU
This is a messenger RNA of Maniola jurtina (meadow brown), 974 nucleotides long. RefSeq names its product cartilage-associated protein-like. Gene Ontology annotation, cellular component: endoplasmic reticulum. Gene Ontology annotation, biological process: collagen fibril organization. Bases 144 to 821 code for a protein of 225 amino acids. Lineage: Eukaryota; Metazoa; Arthropoda; Insecta; Lepidoptera; Nymphalidae. The record is from RefSeq and is a predicted model, not a curated record. Gene Ontology annotation, molecular function: collagen binding; protein binding. The transcript has 2 exons.